This is a messenger RNA of Penicillium canariense, 354 nucleotides long. RefSeq lists its product as uncharacterized. NCBI's taxonomy places the organism in Eukaryota, Fungi, Ascomycota, Eurotiomycetes, Eurotiales, Aspergillaceae. The record is from RefSeq and is a predicted model, not a curated record. The transcript has 3 exons. The coding region runs from base 1 to 354 and encodes 117 amino acids.
AUGAUUGAUCUUGAUAUUCGUCUACGCGAGAUUGUUCAACACGAGGCCUUUCUCAGCAAGCAAUGCGACGAAUCAGAGGAUUUGCUAGAUGAUCCCAAGAAGCGACAGCAGCAACUGGAUGAGUGGCACGCGGAGAUGCGAGCCCUCGAGCAAGAAUACUGGAGCGUGGAGCGGAGGCUCUACGCUAAUGACACACUCUGUCCCACCAAGCCUUCGUGGCGAGCGUAUAUUUCCACUCGAAAGCGGCCGCGAUGGUACCUCAACACGUGCUCCGUCCGGCCCAAGGGCGACGGCCAUUCAGAAGCUGUGUCAGCCCAAUAUCAACGUGAACUGUGCGAAGUCCGCGAUGGAUAA